This is a messenger RNA of Populus trichocarpa (black cottonwood), 785 nucleotides long. RefSeq lists its product as uncharacterized. The transcript is spliced from 2 exons. The coding region runs from base 148 to 609 and encodes 153 amino acids. The record is from RefSeq and is a predicted model, not a curated record. NCBI's taxonomy places the organism in Eukaryota, Viridiplantae, Streptophyta, Magnoliopsida, Malpighiales, Salicaceae.
CUUCUCCUAACAUGUAAAGAUAAAGCAAACGAAUAGAAUCGCCUAACGCUAACGCGGAGAACAAAUACUAAAAUAAAAAUUCCAUUUUGAUCGCAAAAUAAAAUAAAAUAAAAAUUAGGGUUAAGGAAUUUGAGGUAAAUCAAAAGAAUGGCAACACCAACAAAAACAGGAAAGGAACAACAAGAAGAGAGCAGCAAUGCGGGUGGGAAACCUGGACUUAGAAAGCCUGUCUUCACCAAAGUGGACCUGCUUAAGCCUGGAACUGGAGGUCAUACCUUGACUGUCAAGGUCCUUAAUUCCAUUGCUGUCCUUCCAAAGGGCCGAUCGGUCUCUCACCAUCUCCGUCAGUCACGAAUCGCUGAAUGUCUUAUUGGGGAUGACACUGGUUCCAUCAUCUUCACCGCAAGAAACGAACAAGUUGAUUUGGUGAAGCCAGGGACGACUGUAAUCCUCCGCAAUGCAAAGAUUGACAUGUUUAAGGGAUCUAUGAGGCUAGCAGUUGACAAAUGGGGUCGUGUUGAAGUCACUGAGCCUGCAGAAUUUGUAGUCAAGGAAGACAACAAUCUCUCUCUUGUUGAAUACGAGCUUGUGAAUGUUACAGGAGAGUGAUAGGGAUCUCUUGGCCAAUAUAUUGUGAUACAGAGUAGCUUCAGAAAUCUAAAAAUUAUGGUGGCACUUUUCUAAUUCCGAGUAAUAUUGUAUGUGGUGAGAGUAGCUACGGAAAUCUAAAAAUUAUGGUGGCACUUUUCUAAUUUCGAGUAAUAUUCUUAUGUGGUUUCAGUUUA